AUGCAGGGUCUUUGGUCUCGAACCGCACGCUUGCCGUCGUCCAGCUGCAAAUGCGUUGCUUGCUUGAGGACUGCCGCGAAUGAAAUUGCGUCACGCCCUGCAACGACUGCAGGCGCUGGCCGGCGAAGCCUACGAGUAGGCAAUGCAUUGACUGCUUUGUACUCGAGCAUAUUCGCAGGUGCCGCGAUUGCAGAUGCCAAAGCGAAGCAAAAACGCCGUCAAGAAUGGGCCGAUAAGAUUGCGGCUGUUAAGGAGGAGGUCGACGAGUUGAUCGACGAGGAGCGUCGGAUAUUGGAGGUGCUAUCAGCACGAAAUGCUUUACAAAAUACACAAACUCGACUGUUCAGUGCUUUUGCACGUUUCGGAUCGUCCGACCGAGUGAAACGCACACGAGAAUCGCCUUUAUUGUCUUCGCAGACUCAUGUUGGUGGUGAAACAGGAGUUGAGGGCAUUCUGGCUAAGCGCUAUCUGUCAACCGGCGCACACUCACAAAAUGGACUUGCCGAGCUCAGGAACGCCCACAUUGAACUAAGUGAAGUCGAGGAAAUCGAGGAUAGGAUCGUUGGAGAAGAAACUGUGGAUGGUGAUUUCGAAAUAGAGGAAGAACUAGCAGACUUGGAUCAAUUAAUCCAACGACCAGAGCCAGAUUUUAUUUGGGAACAAGCGAGCAUUACUCGGAUAAAGGCCAUACAAAAAGUUGCCGUACAGCAACUUGUGUAUCGACUGUUGCUUCGACCAUCUAUCGUUCAUGAUUACUCCGGACAACCAGUAAACUAUUAUCGAGACGAAUCACUAGAUCGGCCUCCUAGUGUCUUACUUAGUCGACUCCAAACUCUGCGUCGUCGAUUGUAUUCUUUGAAAUAUGUCCAAGCAUCUAAUUACGAUGAUUUAAUGCAAAAUAUCGGGAUUGAGGAGUUAGAUGCGGCACGCCGCAAUGCACGUGAAAAAUACGACCACCUACUCAAACGCGAUAUCAAACUAUAUCUGCAAGGAAGGAUGCAAAUUCAGGAGCUUUUAUUAAAAGUCGCCGACAACAUGACAUCGUGUGAAGAACCAGAUCGUUCUUCGGCUUUCACGAUGCUCAUCUCCGCGUUUAGCAAAACACAUCAAAACGACUUGGUGGACAUCGUAUUGAAAUGCUUGAUCCCGAACCUUUUUCACUUCAGCACCCCGUUAAUAAUCACCAUAAUUUCUCACUUCCGCAAAACUAAGAAUCUCAAAGAUUUUGACCAGUUUCUUCAAAUGCUCCGUGGCGAAGGCGGGUACUCUGUCAAUCUGAGAACAACUUGGAGGAAAAAGACUGUGAACAGCAUUGAAAUUAGUAUACCUCCUUUGAGCACAUUUAACCCAGUUAUUCUCACUAGCCUGAUCAUGACGGCCCUCCGGUUUGACCAACCCGAAAAGGCUGAGGCAUAUUUACACGUUGCUCGCUCGCAAGGAUUCGUUGACAACUUUGAUACACUUUCUUCAUAUUUACGAUUUUACGCCAUUCGAAGAGACUUAAAGAAUGGAUUUUCCACUCUGCUCAGAGCUUUGGAUUUUCUGACCUCAUCAACAGAUUUGGAAGAGAAGCGUAUUGCAAGACUCAUACUAUACAUGACCGACUUUUGCGAGCGCUGUGGUCAAGAAGACCUGUCAUCCGCACUGAUUCAUGCCGCUGUACGAAGUGGCUUCGACUGCCGCACCGCCCACAGACCAGCAGACUCGGGAUACUUGCUUUUCAUUUAUGAGAAAUGGGCAAAGGUACAGGAGAACUUUCAAGUAAAAGAUCAGGAGCAGCUCCCUCCUGAAAAGUGUGCUAUAUUUGUCGCCCUUACCGAACAAAAGGUCACGCAAUUACAUGAAAACCAUCACGACAAUACUAGGGAAUUUCAGCGAGAAUACAGGGAGGCUUAUUCCAAAGUCGAUUUAAUGCGGCGCGGGCAGCCCAAGUCACAAACCCGAGAGCAAUCGCAAACUGUGCUACCUAGUUCUUUUGAUACUAGAGAAGAGCUGAGCAAUCUUCGAAGAGAGCUAGACUUGAUCUACUCACGAAUUGAAAAACUUAGUCCGUCAGAUUCUUUGCACCUUCAAGAUGAACAAGAACGAAUGCGUGCAUCGUCUAUCUCGUCAUCGUGA
Molecule: messenger RNA, 2118 nt
Organism: Talaromyces proteolyticus
Lineage: Eukaryota; Fungi; Ascomycota; Eurotiomycetes; Eurotiales; Trichocomaceae
Exons: 1
Coding region: 1-2118 (705 amino acids)
Source: RefSeq, a predicted model, not a curated record